CGGAGAAAGUUGUGAAAUCCUGGUCAGAAGCGGUGUUUUCCAGUCAUGUCACGAAGCCAGGAUCUGGUGGCUCUUCUGCGGGGUCUUCAGAUUGUUCUUGAGGCCACAGUGAAGACGCAAGAGCAGUGCUUUCAGCGUCUCUGGGCGAAUUCCAGCAUCCGGGAAAUUGUGUUACAAAACCGUGAAAUGUCAUCUAAGUGCCUCAACAAGUUUCUCCAGGAUCCCUCGAAGAAGCUCUCCGGUGUGUCAGACAACCUCAAGGAGGCCGCCGAGAGGGGCUCCGUGGUGCUGGAGGGCAUCCGGCAGCUCACCGCGAGUUCCGUGAAGCUGGAGCCCAGGAAUGUGACCAAAGAUCUCGGGAAUGUUGACAUAGCUUCACUGACACUCAAAGAGUUGGAACACUAUCUGGCGCAGAACAAAAACAGAUCGCCAGAGGCGAGAUUCGAGGUUUUCCGGCGAGAUGAAGUUGUACCGACGCCUGUGGCGCCCACUUCUGUGGCCGAGGAUGAGAAGAACGUCCAGGAGUGGAUGACUUUCAUUGCCAAACAGGACACAGGGGCGGAAAAGCCUGCUGAGGAGGCGAGAGUAACAUCAAAUGUGCCCCAAUUGAGCGCCGUGGCGAAGCAGAGGAAAGUUCCGGCGACCAGAAUUGGCAGGAUGAUGUCUUUCGGCGGGCUGUUUGCCGGCGUGGGUUUGGGCACGAUUGGGGAGCUGACGAAGGGAGCGCUGGGCCUGGGAGGAACGCUGAAUGUGAAGGAGGCGGUCUUCAAUCCGGCCAAUGCGGACAGAAUUGUGGAUACGCUUUGCAGAGUUCGCGGAGCAGCGCUGAAGAUUGGCCAGAUUCUCAGUAUUCAGGACACUUCGAUGGUCAACCCGCAACUCGCGAAGGCCUUCGAGAGAGUGAGACAAGCGGCGGAUUACAUGCCGGAUUGGCAGGUGGAGAAAGUCCUCAAGAGUGAGCUGGGAAGCGACUGGCGCGGGAAGCUGACUCACUUCGACAUGAAGCCCUUCGCCGCGGCCAGCAUUGGUCAGGUGCACCGUGGCGUGCUGACCGAUGGCACGGAAGUGGCGAUAAAGAUCCAGUAUCCGGGCGUCGCGGCGAGCAUCAAGAGUGACAUUGACAAUCUGGUGGGGCUGCUGAAGGUGUGGGACGUCUUCCCGCCGGGUAUCUUCAUCGACAACAUCGUUAAGGUGGCCAAGCGCGAGCUGGUGUGGGAAGUGGACUAUCUGCGCGAGGCGGAAUACACGGAGAAGUACGCCGAGAUGGUGGCGCACUUCCCGCAGUAUCGCGUGCCCAGAGUCAUCAGGGAUUUGACCACGCAGAGCAUUCUCACCACUGAGCUGGUGCCGGGUGUGCCUUUGGAUCAGUGCUUCGACCUGGACGAGAGCCACAGGACGAUCAUUGGGCGCGGCGUGAUGAAUCUCUGCAUGCAGGAGUUGUUUGUCAUGCAGUGCAUGCAAACGGAUCCCAAUUGGUCCAACUUCCUCUACGAUACGUCCUCUAGGCAGCUCAUGCUGAUCGAUUUUGGGUCCACGAGAUUCUACACGAAGGACUUCAUCGAUAAUUACCUCAAGGUCACUGUCGCUGCCAGCCGGAAGGAUAGGGACACUGUGCUCAGGAUUUCGCGGGAAAUGGGCUUCCUGACAGGCUACGAGAGCAAGGCGAUGGAGAACGCGCACGUGGACGCUGUGAUGAUUCUUGGGGAGGUUUUUUCCUGCGACGGAGAGUUUGACUUUGGGCGACAGGACACGACGAAGAGGAUUGUGGAUCUGGUACCGACAAUGGUGGCUCAUCGGCUGUGUCCUCCGCCAGAUGAGAUCUACUCCAUCCACAGGAAACUGUCGGGCGUCUUCCUGCUCUGCAGCAGACUCCGAGUGAAGUUCGCCUGUCAGCCGAUGUUCCGCGAGAUCGUGAAGAACUACAACUUCGGAUGA
Molecule: messenger RNA, 1935 nt
Organism: Phlebotomus argentipes
Lineage: Eukaryota; Metazoa; Arthropoda; Insecta; Diptera; Psychodidae
Gene: Coq8
Product: atypical kinase COQ8B, mitochondrial
Exons: 3
Coding region: 46-1935 (629 amino acids)
Biological process (GO): ubiquinone biosynthetic process
Cellular component (GO): extrinsic component of mitochondrial inner membrane
Molecular function (GO): kinase activity
Source: RefSeq, a predicted model, not a curated record